AAUUUUCCACAACAAUAACAAAGAGAGCAGUUGAGACCUCGGAGAAGAAACGAAAAGGAACUGAACGUGAAACUACGAGCUAAACGGUCCAGAAACUUCUUCCGGGAAGAACUGUAUUUAUAUCUUAUAUCUCACGGCAAAUAAUCUACCUCAACCACUUGAACUGAUCUGUUUUUGUUCUUGAAGUCAACCCUCUUCCUGUUUACAUUACUUUUUGCCGCAGGGCCUGUUUUUGCACAAUCAACAAGAGCUAUGGCUGAACUUCAUCAGGUGUUCCUCGGCUGAGAAGGAGUAACUAAUGCACUUUAGCACCUUUACCAAGAUCUCAGUGAGCGGCUCCCGCAGCUGAUGACCAAAGAGCAAGGCCCUCACCCACUUCCAGCAGGACUCUCCAGCCUCACGCCUCUGCCCCAGACAACACCAUGUUCCAGAGGUUCACCAGCGUCUUGUUUGGAGACAGUGGAUGUCCUGUGGAUCCAGACUUCAAUGAGAAAGAGGAGGAGGAUGAGUGGAUUCUGGUCGAUUAUCUAGCGAAGGCCUGUUCCGGUGCGUGUGGAGAUGAUCUGGUGGAGGUGUGCUCUGACGAUGUCGCUCCCCUGGACUCCCCCGUGCGCUGCCCUUCCUGCUCCUCUCUGGAUUCAGUGGCAGACACUGAUGCAGAGGAUGGCGACUUCUUACGUCUAGAGGCGACAUGUGGGCUAGAAGAAAGCUGGUUCAUCACUCCUCCGCCGUGUUUCAUGGCUGGAGGCAGAGCUCCGGUCCUGCUGGAGACCAGUCCUCUGGAGAACCUACUGAUUGAGCAUCCCAGCAUGUCCGUGUACGCCGUUCAAAGCCCUCGUCAACGACCUGCCAAGGACAGCACCCAUGAGCCAUCCAUUUUAAGAUCUGAUGUUCAGCGCCGGCCCAGUCACCCUUCUGGCUGCUACACAGCUGCUCUUGUUGCUGCUCACGCCGGGUUUCUGGAGCAGACCAAGAACAGCCGCUUGGCACAGCGCAUCCGUGACAAGGUGGAGCGCCAGCAGCUGUCUCGCAAUGCCCUCCGUCGCCUCAACCUGCUGCGCGACGGAGGAGCCAGACAGGCCAAAGCCACUGGAGGCUAUAUUCACCAGCCGGGACAGAGGCAGUACAACUACUGAGGCAGUCCCCACUUCUCUCCCCUGUACGCUACCCCUUCCACACUGGGAGAACUGGUCUUUCGCCAGAAGGAAUGGAGUCCUUUAGAAUCAAUGCCAUAGGUCACUUUACUUCACGGCAGGUUCCACUCGACCUGAAUGUGUCUGCAUCGUGUUUCCUUUAUAAGCUAUAUCUUAUAGGUUCUGUUUUAUGUUAUGUGUCUUGAAGGUUGAAUAACCAAGUAUUUUGUUAUAGUGAGCAUGAUGUUGUAGUGCUCUGUUUGAGCAUUUGUAGGCAGCUUGGCACUUUCAAUGCCUUUAACUUGUCUCUGCUUU
This is a messenger RNA of Carassius auratus (goldfish), 1448 nucleotides long. RefSeq names its product tumor protein p53-inducible nuclear protein 1-like. The record is from RefSeq and is a predicted model, not a curated record. Bases 423 to 1136 code for a protein of 237 amino acids. The transcript is spliced from 4 exons. Gene Ontology annotation, biological process: autophagosome assembly; positive regulation of DNA-templated transcription. Gene Ontology annotation, cellular component: nucleus; autophagosome. NCBI's taxonomy places the organism in Eukaryota, Metazoa, Chordata, Actinopteri, Cypriniformes, Cyprinidae.